GGAACAGCUGCCAGCCAUGUAACUAACAGCAGAAUAGCAAGAAAUAAGCAGUGUUAAAGUGCAUUCUGCAGGAAAAAAAACAUCAUCUGGGUUCAAUGGGUCUCGUGGGUUCUUCGCUGCAACAACCAGAAGGUAUAAAUUCAGAGCUUGAACGUGGCAGAGCAUCAGUUCACCAGCUGGACAAACUGCUCCAACUACCAAAUCCUCUGCUGUGACUAACAACACACUCAUCACCAUGGCCAGGAUCAUCUUCUACGAGGACAGGAACUUCAUGGGUCGCUCCUAUGAGUGUAGCAGCGACUGCUCUGAUAUGUCAUCCUACCUGAGCCGCUGCCACUCGUGCAGGGUGGAGAGCGGCUGCUGGAUGGUGUACGAUCACCCCAACUUCAUGGGAAACCAGUAUUUCCUCAGGAGGGGCGACUACGCCGACUACAUGAACAUGUGGGGCUGGGGCAACAACUGGAUCAGGUCCUGCCGCAUGAUCCCAAUGUACAGGGGCUCGUACAGAAUGAGGAUGUACGAGAGGGAGAACUUCAUGGGUCAGAUGAUGGACGUGACUGACGACUGCGACUCCAUCAUGGAUCGCUACCACUGGUCAGGCGGAUGCCACUCAUGCCACGUCAUGGACGGCCACUGGCUCAUGUACGAGCAGCCCCACUACAGAGGCAGGAUGUGGUACUUCAGGCCCGGAGAGUACCGCAGCUUCAGGGAGAUGAUGGGAACGAGCGGAAUGAGGUUCACGAGCAUGAAGCGCAUCAUGGAUUCCUGGUAUUAAACAAAUCCAUUUCUGUAAUGUGCAAAUACUGAAUAAAAUCUUUAAAAAAGAAUUUACUGGUCUAUGUUUUGUGCUAACUCCUGUAUGGAUGAAGAUGAGCGAUGGAAGGCUGUUUAAUUAUCAUGACACUAUUAUAAUUAUAGUACACCUCUAGAAACCUCUAGAACAGGGGUAUUUAACUACGUACCAUCCUUGGACCACCAUCUAUGUAAUAUUCCUAGCUUACAAAGGUCAAGAAAAUACUAUAAUAAGUAAUAUGAGUGGUGACAGCAGUUACCAUUUAGUGCUUGACUAUUAAAGAUUCGUUUGAGGAU
Ictalurus furcatus (blue catfish) is the source of this 1089-nucleotide messenger RNA. Its product is annotated as gamma-crystallin M2-like. The coding region runs from base 236 to 775 and encodes 179 amino acids. Gene Ontology annotation, molecular function: structural constituent of eye lens. Gene Ontology annotation, biological process: lens development in camera-type eye; visual perception. The transcript is spliced from 4 exons. The record is from RefSeq and is a predicted model, not a curated record. NCBI's taxonomy places the organism in Eukaryota, Metazoa, Chordata, Actinopteri, Siluriformes, Ictaluridae.